GACAACCACAGCUAUAAACAAUUGCUGAAGUGGGCAAAAGGGGCUGCUUGUAACAAGAGGCCGUAUAAAUAGCCUCUUGAAAGAACCAAAGCGUUACGGGUGUAUUGUUUUGCCGGUGAAGCUUUAUUUUGCAUGCGAGGCAGACACUUUACAUUCGUGAAUCAGUGUUUCGGAAGAUGCAGGACCCGACUUUAUUUCAUAAAACACUCAGGGUUAAUGUUCAGACCCUGAGAUCCCGGGCUUUGAAUGUAAACAUUCCGCGCGCAACAUUUUUCUGACAAAAACAAAAGCCAUCCCUGGAUGCGUCGUGUGAGCCCAGUCCGCACUUUCCCGUAGAGAUUUCACUACAACUGAGCAUCUCGCAUUGCAGUGUCUUUUCUUACUCCCUUGGGGUACAUUCUGUACAUGUUUGCGUCCAUGUUGUGUGUGUGUGUUUCCGUGUAUCUGUGCUGGCCAGGUCAGGUUUGACAAGCGAGGUCUCAUUCACAAUCAAUGCCCCGAUACUCACUUUGAAUCUCCAUAAAUAAUUCCACAUUACACAAACCCUAAAAAAAAUGUACUUACACUGGCUACCCACGCUAUAAGAAUACACUUCGAAAUAAUAUUAUUAACAUUGAAAGCAAUACACAACCUUACAUCAGAAACCUCAUACACGUGAAGCAAAACGACAGAUCACUUCUGCUGCUCAACGCAAGCACUCCUCCCCCAACCACCCAAAACCAAACACACAACCAAUGGGGGUUUGGACAGAUCUUUUUCUUUUACAGCACCACACCUCUGGAACACCCUCCCAGAGGCAAUCCGCACACUCGACUCCAUCACCACAUUCACAGUCGCAACUCAACAACACAGCUCUCUGUUCGCUUGUGAUUAUUUGAGCAUUGGCUUAUUUUUACACGUAGCACUUUGUGGAAGCUGCCUGGUCUAUCGCUCCACGUGUAGCCCCAGGUUUCUUAGACCACACUUAUGCCCUUCGUUCUCUGUGCUUCAGAAAUGUAAACCCAUUUAUAGAAACACCGACAUCGCUGACUUGAAAAACUCAAGAUGAACUGCCUACGAUGCAUUCUGGCUUUAACCAGCCUGCAUCGUGUGAGGAUCUCAGAGUCCUGCAAAUAAUUGAGAAUAGUCCCUAAGCUCCUCUGGCAGGUGGGGUCGCAUUGGCUGGGUCACGUAGCCUGCGUACUCGGGCACCGCAUGCUUCAAGCUUCUUCUGUUUAGUUCACAUAGUUGGGCUAGAGAAGAGAUAGACUGAUAUGAUGCAAUAGCAAUAGCUGACGAUGGGUGGACUUGCUGAUGACUGGUACCAGUGUUAUCAAGAUUGGCCUCGCUGGAGGAGGCUCACGAAGGGCGCUACUUGGCCGCGUUAAACAGAACAUCGCUAUUUUGUACGUAGUGUGCUUGCAGUUGUUGCCACGAAGCCAUCGUCUCGUCACCGCUUGGACUCCGGCAAGAUGAACGACAGAUUCGACGAUCGUUUCUCCACCGUACAGACAAUCACAGUGGAGUUCGUGCUGCCUUUCAAGGUGAGCGGGCAGCAGAGCAUCACCAGGGAUGUGCAGGGCACGCUGAGCGUCGACCAGGUCUGGAACUCGUUCUGGUCCGACGUCAUGACGUGCACCAUGGACAGCGAGUGCUACGUGAUCAUCACCGCCCCGCCGGACUCGUACGCCCUGUACUACGAGGCGGAGGGGCGCACGUACGAGAUCUACGACCGGCAGCAGAUCUUCCAGACGCUCGAUUGCGUGCGCCGCUGGGGCACGCGCGGCUUCUCGCCCGGCCGGAUCCUCGUCCGCGAGCGGCCCAAGCCCACGCCGCGUGGCCAGAGGUUCCAGGAGGAGCUGGACUACCUGAUCGGCGCCAAGGUGGAGGCGCUGUGCCUCGCCGGCGACGACGAGCUCGAGUUCACGCGCCGGAGGCUGGCGGCGGUGCGCGCCGCUGAGCUGGAGCGGCGCGACCCCUUCGCGUACGCGCUCGAGCCGUGGGUCGCCUCGCAGCCGCCGGCCGCCUACCUGGAGGAGCGCAUCGCCAAGAACGGCGGCCUCCUCGACAUCACGCUGCACUUGGCCUCCCGCCAGCAGAGCAUCCAAGUGUCGCCCAAGGACUCGCCCCGCGAGAUCGCCCUGGGGUUCUUCAGCGGCGUCUAUGGCCACAACGAGCUGCUGCGGCACAGCGAGCCCGAGCACGCCGAGUGCUUCGUGUUCAAGGUGUGCGGCCGCGACGAGUACAUCCAGGGCCCGUACCCCAUCGUCGACUUCGUCUGGGUCCGCCGCUGCGUCAAGAAGAACGAGAAGAUCCACCUGGCGGUGGCGCAGCUGCAGGACGUGGCGGCCGAGGAGACGGAGGACGACUGGCCGCUGCUGGACAACUGCGAUGGGGCGACGGGCACCGCGGAGGAGCUGAGCCUGUGGAGGAGCGACGCGGGGCAGCUGUGCACGCUCUCGCUCUGGGACUGCAACCGAUUCCUCCGGGUAAACGUGCGGGGCAUCGAGUUCCCGCCGGGCGUCGCUCUGUGCCCGCAGGGGGGUGGCGGCGGCGGCGGGGGGGGGGACGCCGAGGUGUACGUGCAGGCCGGCGUCUACCACGGCAAGGUGCGGCUGGCGUCCGUGAUGACGUCCAAGCGGCCCCUGCAGGAGGAGAUCGUCUGGGGCGACUGGCUCGAGUUCGGCAUCCGCAUGAAGGACCUGCCGCUGGGGGCGUGCCUCAACCUGUCGCUCUACAGCGUCCGCAGGUCGGGCCUACUGCCUUCGGGCAGCCGCAGCUUGGAGGCCCGUCUGCUCCACUACGUGAACAUGACGCUGAUCGACCACCGCUCACUGCUUCGCCAGGGCGAGUUCGUGCUGUACAUGUGGCCCCUCCAGCAGGGGCAGAGGGCGCCCGACCCCAGCGCCCUGCCGUCGGGCGCCAAUCCCGAGCAGGAGCGCGCGGCCGUCGUGAGCGUCCUCCUCGACACGUACGACUGCCCCGUGGCGCUGCCGCGCUCCCAGGCCGGCGUCUUCCACAUGCCCGAGAGGGCCAAGCGGUUCUUUGCGGAGGGCAGCGUCCAGGACGAGUUCCUCAAGCACCUGGUGAACGUCGACCCGCUGAGCCCCGUGGAGGCGCCGGAGCUGGCGCUGCUGUGGCAGAUGCGGGACUCGCUGUCCCGCACGGCGCAGUCGCUGCCCCGGCUGCUCCGCGCCGUCGACUGGGGCAGCCUGGAGUGCGUGCGGGAGACGCACGGCUUCCUGCAGCACUGGAGCAUGACGGACUUCGACCUGAGCAUCGCCAUGGAGCUGCUCGACGGCAACUUUGUGGACGGGUUCGUGCGCCGCAUGGCGGUCGAACGGCUCGCCGCCUCCGGCAACGACGAGAUCCUGCUCUUCCUGCUGCAGCUCGUGCAGGCACUCAAGUUUGAGCCGUACCACGACAGCCCACUUGCCCGCUUCCUCAUACAGAGGGCGCUGAGGAGCAAACGCCUGGGCCACUUCUUCUUCUGGUUCCUGCGCAGCGAGAUCGCCGUGUGCGCCCAGUCGCGAGCGCGCUUCGCCGUGCUGCUCGAGGCAUACCUGCGGGGCUGCGGGCGCGCCACGCUGCACAACUUCGUGCAGCAGGUGAAGCUCAUCGACAGCCUCCGCAUCGUCGGCGACAAGAUGCAGCUGCAGCUCGGCAACUUGUACAACGUUCCGCCUAACGCGGCCUCCGAGCUCCAGGACAAUCUGGAACGGGUCGUGAUCCCCGGCGUCUUCCAGCUGCCGUACGACCCGUGCGUGCGCGCCGGCACCAUCGUAAUAGAAAAGUGUAAAGUUCUGGCGAGCAAGAAGAAGCCGCUGUGGCUGGAAUUUCACCGGGCGGAUUCCACGUCGCUGGACGAUUCGAACGUGAAGUUGAUCUUCAAGAACGGCGACGACCUGCGCCAGGACAUGCUCAUCCUGCAGACCUUAAACAUCAUGGACUCCAUUUGGGACAGCGAGGGCCUGGACCUCUGCCUCCUUCCUUACGGCUGCAUCGCCACGGGCUACAACACAGGUGUCAUCGAGGUGGUGCCCAACGCUCACACCGUCGCGAGCAUCCAGGUGGAGAAAGGCGGCAUCCCACGGAACGAAGGGUACCUCAAGACGUGGCUCGACGAGCAGAUGCCGCUCGCAGGACAGAACCUGCAGGCGGUGGAGAAGUUCAUGCACUCGUGCGCCGGUUACUGCAUGGCCACGUACGUGCUGGGCAUCGGGGACCGGCACAACGAAAACAUCAUGAUCACCAAGAACGGAAACCUCUUCCACAUCGACUUUGGCCACAUCCUGGGCAACAUCAAGAAGUUCUGGGGCGUCAGUCGCGAGCGUGUGCCCUUCGUGCUGACGCCCGACUUCCUGUGCAUCCUGGGCGCACACAAAAACAAAAACCUCUACUUCCAGCGCUUCGUGGACACGUGCUGCCGCGCGUACCUGGCCCUGCGUCGCCACAAGAACCUGCUCAUCACGCUCUUCAACAUGAUGGCGACGACGGGGAUGCCCGAGGUGACCCCGCGCGACAUCGAGCACAUGCGCGAGGCUCUCGUGGUUAGGGCGACCGAGGCCGACGCCGAGGCGCACAUCCGCAGCGAGAUCGAGCACUGCAUCGACAAGGGCUGGACCGUGCAGGUGAACUGGUGGAUGCACCUCUUGGCGAGCCGCAAGACCACCUAGUGGCGCCCCGCCCCGGGGAUCAACGAGCGGUGCGCGGUGGGCAGCGAUUAAACCAUUUUUAAAAAAACACUAUCAAUGAUUUUUUUAAAAAAUUUGACAACGUGUUGAGGAAGGCGCCCACCGAGCUAUUUAGUUAUUUUUCAGAAGACACCUGGCCAUCGCUUGUGAUAGCUCAACGUAGUGGUUUACCGUCACGUGGAAACCUAGCGCAGCCAACAUGCUCCAGACGCGUGCUGUUGAUUCUAAAUGUGGAGGGGAAAAACCGGAGGACCCGGAGAAAACUCGCGCGACCACGGGGAGAACACGCACAUUCCAAAUAUCAGCAGGUGUCGGGGUAGUGAUCAAAAUCCAUGACCUCCUGUAUCCCCGGCGAGGUAGUUAACAUCUCUUAGCCACCGUGGCGGCUGUGUCUGUCCAGGACAGCGGCCGCCUCGAGCGUUCCUCUCGCAAUGACUCUGAGGUGCCGAUUGGUCACGUGCCAAGGGUUUAAUUCUCGACGUGACUGCUGGUCAGCAUGGUCACUCGAGUUUUACCGCCGAUGUGGAAAAUCCGAAGAGGUUUUCACGACCGAUAUUAUCCAUGAUACAGGGUCUUUUUUGGGUUAGAUCACGUAAAAAUAUAAACGUGUCGUUCAACCCGCCACCACCCGACACAGCCAACUAGUAAGGUUUGUCACGUAAAAAGAACGUGGCCAAUUCGUUACGAGUACAGCACACCGGUUUGUUGGAGUGUAAAUCCACAAAAUUUACAAUUUGAGUACGACGUUUCGCCAGUAAUUACAACGAGCAUUAUCAGGCGACAGCCAGGUUUGUGGAGACAACUUACUGAUUCGUUCCCAGAUAGAUUGAUCGAUGUGAUGUCGUUUUUUAAGUGACAAACCUUACCAAUUGGCUGCGUCGGGUGGUGGCGGGUUUAACGACACAUUUAUAUUUAACCCAAAAAAAAACCUAUAUUGUGGAUGUGGAAAAUGUUUCUCCACAAAUCUCGCAAUGGCUGUGGUUGGAUACGAGUCACGUGGCACCCCUGUUCUAUUCUCCGAGCAAACCCGGAGAAAACUCUACAUAAACUACGUGAUCCAGUGGGUCGUAGGAAGUGGUAGAAAGUGCUGUACAACAAUUUUCCCGCACUGCCCUCUGCUGCCCACAACGCACGUACGUAUGUUGAACUGCUUUCGCACUGCACGUAGCCAACCCUGCUAAUCGGGAGGGGUGGGGGAAAGGACAACGAAUUAACUACAAAAAAACAGUUGUAAAGAAAUGUAGCCUUGGAUCAGCCCAUAACACCUGUUGUGCAAGGCGAUCGUCAAUCCAAGCACUUGUCCAGGCUCAGAACCAGUUGCGCUUCCGAUAGCUCGUGAUAUCGGGAGCAUUCCGGGUUCCUUUGAUCGUAGACAAACUUUAAAUAUGUUUAAGUUUUUAUAUAUAUAGUCUCUAGGAAAACAUAGAUAUUAGAUAUUUAUUCUCACAAGGUGUUUUAGCUGAUUGAAUAGUAUCAGUGCCAGGUUACAACUGAGCAAUCGUUGCUGGGCCCGGCAAAGGGAUGGGAGCAGUGGCAAGGUGAAGCCACCUCGGAGAUUCUCUGUCCCGACAUCUUGACCUUUGAUCUCUGCCCCCUUCCAGCCAGUCGUCAUAAUCAUCGUAUAAUACCCGUACGCCAAUUCUCGUUUUAGAGUGAUUAUAAUUUUUGUCCAGGUAAAUUUCCAGUGAGUCUCAGGACUCUUUCGCUUGUGUCUUGUUGGUUAUGUUUGGUCAGUUUUUGUUUUCGUUGUUGUAGCAUUUCCCACCUGUGUUAGGAUUUUGGAGAGCUCUCGAUACACGAGGGAAAUCAGAGGCGACGUAGUACACCUCAGCCUCCGAGCCUCGUACGCAACGGAGAUCUUGGUUACGGGAAUUCGUGUGGCAUGCCACGUCCAUUCCGCAUUACUCUUGUUAACUGGUAUUCCUUUCUGCUGCUGCUGCUGCUGUUGUUGUUAAAUUACCUUUUUGUCUUCGCAUCCCGAAUAACAACGGCUGCGGGUGAACGACAGGGACGCCACAAAGCAGCGCGGCGCUCGCAACGGCAGUGCCUCGCUAGAGCAACGGCAACUGAAACGGUGUCUCGCGCGCGUCGAAGAGGCUCCUUCGUGUUCGAGACAUCUCGGACACCGGAGCGACGAGUAAUUAAGCGGACGAGGGAUGGCACCCCCCCCACCACCCCGCUCCCCACCCCGUUCGGGGUGGCUUGAAGGAACAAAGGUGGCUGAGAGUUGAGGGUGAGCUGCCUCUGAUUAAUAAUGAAACCCGGGUUUUUUUCUUUCUUUCUCAGAGCUCAUUUAAAAGCAUUCGCGUUUGACCCCAGAGCUCGUCGCGUCCCAGGGGCUGUACAGAUUAAUAACUGCGGUUUUUCAUUUUCGCUUUUCGGAGGCAUCAUUAUUUUAUUUUAGGUCUUAGGUUUUUUUUUUUCAUUUGCAAGUCGCUGACUGUCGUGAGUGGGCAGGGUUGGCACACCUCGAGUUCGGGUUUUUAUACUUCUUGGGUAAAAAAAUUAAACCCCCGCGGUGUCUUAAAACGAUUGUAUGUUCCGCUGUAAGCUUGCUUUUAAUGACACGCCUUGAAAUAGAAGUUGCGACUAAAAUAUUAACCCGAGAAUAAUGAUAGGUGGGUUAACACAUCUAAUUCUAGCGACAGCAAACCGCUAUACAGACGUCGAUGUUAACACACGCGCCGAAUGCUUUCUACGAAUGUAUCGCCUUGCACUGUGGCACAAACAGGGUCGUUUUUGUGUUUUUAUCGUGGGCUCCAACUCCGAAACAGGAAUGUGCACCACACCGGCCGGGUGACAAUCCAUCCGAUGGGAUUGGUUCGUGCUCGCACGAUGCCCGCGUCGCAUCGUGCCCGCGCGAGAGUUGGUUAUUUACAAUUCGUCCCGGCUAUGUUAAAAUCAUAUACGGCAAUUUUUUUAUAUAUACAUAUGUAUAUUUAGGCAAUUUGUAAAUUUUGGCCAAAUGAUGGGGAAUUAGACAAAAAUAACACAAACGAGAAUUUUAAAAAGAUAUAUAUUCAUUCCAUCUAAUUGCAACUCUUGAAUAGUGACAAGGCAUCCAUUGCCCGUGGCGGCUCGGGACUCCUCACUUGCCUGUUGGACACGCAGGCCUCGUUAACAGUCUUGUGGCAUGUUUUUUUAUUGCAGCAUUCACUGGAUUAUGGAGACACUCCAGAAGGUGUCAAAAUGGUUACACAAAUCUAAUCGCACGCGCGCACACACAUCUACCGGAUUAGAAGACAAAACCACCAACUUUAUACUGCAAUCUGGUUUUCAUAUUCUUUGGGUCUUUCGGUAAAGUCAAGUAGAUAUCUACAGUCACGAAAGCUUUAAGUCAAGAUGCAAUCUGGUUUGUUCAUUUUUUUACUGCCAUCCCCCCCUCCCUCCAUGUCUCCAUCACAAUUGAGAAAUCACAAUAUAUAUGUUUCAGCGAUUUUGUCAGGAUGUGAAUUGGUCCGUCCUUCUUACGUCUCAUUAGCGUGGUACAGCUAGCUAGCUGGCUGUGCUUUGUCCAAGCUAAACGUUCGUGCUGUUCCGUGUGCUGCAAUAUGAUUGUGCUCGGAUUUCGCAAAUGCCACUCCACGCGGAGCCAUUCACUGUCAUAAACCUUUCCACGUGUACCAAUUUUUCUCCCUUUAAGUGAGAGAUUUCGGUGAUUUUACUGUGCACAAAGACACCUCAAUGUUGCGUUGAACAGACUUUCGGGGGCAAGUUCUGUUCGCGAGCGCCUAUAGAGGUCGGCACGUUACACGAGGGGGCCAGGGCUACACCUGGCCGCCUUUGUCUCCCUCGUGACGAUGUUUACACACCGUACCACGCACAGAUGCCCCUCGAGUUACGAAAGGGAUGCGCUCUUCUGUAAAUGCGCGUCAAACGAAAUUUCGUGAAUGGGAAUGGUUUUUCCCCAUUGAAUUAAUCAUUAUUAGGGAUGUCAGUCCAACUCGACUCCGUAGGGGCCGUACAUGACGUCACGCGAUUUUGGAGGAUUUUG
Petromyzon marinus (sea lamprey) is the source of this 8667-nucleotide messenger RNA. The record is from RefSeq and is a predicted model, not a curated record. NCBI's taxonomy places the organism in Eukaryota, Metazoa, Chordata, Hyperoartia, Petromyzontiformes, Petromyzontidae.